CGAAGCAUCCCUGACAUCAUCCUCUUCCUCGCCCGCGUCGUCCAGAACCCCCCUCCAGCCACCGAAGCGCGCCAGGCCGCCACUCACCCCGAAGGUCAUCGUCCCUCGUGGUCGUCAUCGUCCUGCUCCUCCUUCUCCUCCAUUCACCGGUAUUGGAUUGGCGUGGGGUGGAGAUUGAUCCGGACUUGAGAUUGAUUUCUUCCGUUGACUUACCAUGAGCACAAGACUGAUGAAGGGCUUAAGCCUGAUGAGGCUCGUAGCACAGAAAAGGAGCUCAUCUGAUUUUUACAGAAAGUCACGAGCAUGGGGCUCCACUGUUUCUUUUUCGGAUGUUGAUGAGAAGAAUGAGAUUGGUUGUGAAGGUGAUGAUGGUUUCACAGGCCCUAGGAAAGAUAUAGAACCACAAUUCCGUGGUGUGCACCGGGCAAUUAUUUGUGGCAAAGUUGGACAAGUUCCUGUGCAGAAAAUAUUAAGGAACGGGCAUACGGUAACUGUGUUUACUGUUGGGACAGGUGGUAUGUUUGACCAGAGGACAGUAGGUGCUGAGAACUUGCCAAUGCCAGCUCAGUGGCAUCGAAUAGCUGUACAUAAUGAGCAGCUUGGUGCGUAUGCUGUUCAAAAGCUGGUUAAGAAUGCUCCGGUCUAUGUUGAGGGUGAUAUUGAGACUAGAGUCUACAAUGACAGAAUCAAUGAUCAAGUAAAAAAUAUACCAGAAAUCUGUGUGCGACGUGAUGGCAGGAUUAAGGUGAUUCAAUCUGGGGAAAGUGAUGUCAGUAAAUCAUUGGAUGAGUUAAGGGAAGGACUAUUCUAGUUGCAAUGCAAAUGACAAUGGGCAAGACGACACUGGAAAUUCGUCUCCAACAGAGUCUGUAUCCAGUGAUACAGUACUGCUACAGUGUUAGAGAUAGGGGAUGCUGUAAUAGUAUUUUGAGGAUGAAAAUUUGAGGUAGCUGUUGGAGAUGGUCUUAGCAGAUGAAGCAGUCUCCUUUUUGUUUUUUCAGUUCAGCUGAUGAGAUGAUCUUAUGGAUGUUGAAAUAAAGUUGUGGUGUCAUCUGAGCUGAUAUGGAGUGCAGACAUUUCAGUCAUCAAUCCGAUUACAUUUAAUUGAUGAUUUAGGGCGAGAUUUUACAGA
Messenger RNA from Phragmites australis (common reed), 1132 nucleotides. Its product is annotated as single-stranded DNA-binding protein, mitochondrial-like. Bases 215 to 811 code for a protein of 198 amino acids. The transcript has 7 exons. Lineage: Eukaryota; Viridiplantae; Streptophyta; Magnoliopsida; Poales; Poaceae. Gene Ontology annotation, biological process: mitochondrial DNA replication; positive regulation of helicase activity. Gene Ontology annotation, cellular component: mitochondrial nucleoid. Gene Ontology annotation, molecular function: single-stranded DNA binding. The record is from RefSeq and is a predicted model, not a curated record.